AUGACAGAGCCACAUAGUCAUCUAACCAAACUAUAUAACGACCUAUCAACACCUACGUUUUUCACUAAGAACUUGCACUCAACACCAAGAUCGUUGACAACAAAUAUUUUAAUUGUCGGUGGUUCUUAUAGUGGGUUGUCAACAUUAAGAGCUAUACAACUGCAUUUAUCAAAACGCUUAAAUGAGACAGACCCAACUAAAAGGAAAAAAAUUUCAAUAACAUUGAUUGAGCCGAGGAAUGGUUUAUUGAACAUUUUAGGUAUUCCGAAAUGUUUAACUGACAUUGAAUUCGCAGAUACUCAAUUCAUUCCCUUCAAUAAAUUGUCAAAUUGCAAAUUUUCCAAUAUUUUCAGCGAUUCCAUUUCACAAUACGAUCAAGAUGAUUCAUGGUUUGAGAAUAACCCAGACAGUUUGUUCCAACUUAAUUAUAUUCAAGGCAAAGUAUGCUACUUAGAUCAAUUCAAAGCACAGUAUAAUUUAAACUCUAAUGAAUUUGACAAAGGGAUAAUUGAAUUUGAUUAUGUUGUUUUAGCUUCCGGAAGAGAUAGAAGUUGGCCAACGACUCCACAUUCUCUAAGAGUAGAUGAUUUUUUAUCAGAAAUGGCUAAAGUUAAACAAGACAUUGAAAGGGCCGAUAUUGUUAGUGUUAUUGGAGCAGGUGCCGUGGGGAUUGAAAUUGCAGGUGAUAUUAAAACAGAAUUUCCUAACAAAACAGUUAAUUUGAUUCAUCCACAUGAAACUUUCCCUCCUGAGCCAUUGUCAUUAGAAUUCAAACGAAAAGUACAAGAGUCCAUUGAGAACGCCGGUAUUGAUGUCUAUCUUAACACAAGAAUUAAAAAAGAAAACGAAAAUGGGGAUUUAAUCACAACAAAUGAUAAAACGAUCCCAUCUAAUUUGAAUUUCUGGUGUUGUUCAAAGUCAAACAACACUGGCUUUUUAUGUCAAGAAGUGAGGGAAAAAUUUCUUAAUAAAUCAACAAAAAACAUAGCUGUCAAUUCAUAUUUACAACUUCAUAAUUCUGAACAUACAUAUGAUAAUUUCUUUGUUUUGGGAGAUUUAGUGGAUUUCAAUAUUAUUAAAUCUGCAGGUUGGGCCAUGUAUAUGGGUAGACAAACUGCUCAUAACCUCACCAGUUUGAUAUUUGACAGUAAACUUGUUGAACCCUUACCUGAUUUAAGUUCAAUCCCAUUUGGUAUGGUCUUGAUUACGGGUAACAAUGAGAUAAUAAGUGAAUUAUCAGGGGUUGUUGAACUCAACAACGAAGCUUACGUUCAAGAAUAUAAAGACUACUGUGUAGGUAAGGUUAGAGUAACUUUGGAUAUGUAA
Molecule: messenger RNA, 1326 nt
Organism: Candida tropicalis MYA-3404
Lineage: Eukaryota; Fungi; Ascomycota; Pichiomycetes; Serinales; Debaryomycetaceae
Exons: 1
Coding region: 1-1326 (441 amino acids)
Cellular component (GO): cytoplasm
Molecular function (GO): flavin adenine dinucleotide binding; electron-transferring-flavoprotein dehydrogenase activity
Source: RefSeq, a predicted model, not a curated record